CAAUUUGCCUAGCCUGCCCGAUGGCGCUUACUGGAUUUUUACCAAACGAGAGAUUUAAACGUACAGGACGCACGCGUCGUAUCCCAUUACCUUUAUUUCAAGAAGCAUUUUUCAGUCGUGAUAAUUAAGGUAAUAGAAAAAUUUUCGAUUCAACGCUUCGGCGAAUUGAACUGCCGGCGUCGAGUUACGCAAGGCGACGUGGUGACUGCUCCCGACGUUGCUGCGUAAAAUCCAGCCUCCUCAUAUUUGCGCUCUCGGGUUUCGUUGGUGAUGCACUAUCCAGUGCCUUCCCCCCAUACGAGGCAUGUCUUUUCUACACUACACCUCUCCUGCUUCGUCGCACCAAUUUACCGCGCCGUCGACCCUUCCCAGCUGAACAGGUUUGCCCGGCCCACCGCAGCCACUCGGCAGCUGUCCCCCAGCUCGGGAAGGCAGUCCCCGUCAUGACCUCCUCCUCCUCCUCCUCCUCCCGCGAUUCUGCUGAAAUUCACUAAAUGGGAUUCGUGGCUGGCCCGGGGUUUCCACAGCAACUGGCCAUCCGCUUCCAUUAUUUUUCUAAUGAGGACAGCCGUACGGAUCUAACACGGUUCCUCGCUGCGCGUCUCUGAUUUUUGGGCUAAAUCUCAAGACGCCUCAAAGGUCUGCACAUGGGGGCGGGCAAGAGCAAGCCCAAGGAGCCGGGCCAGCGCUCCAUGAGCCUGGAUGGUACCAUAGGCACAGGCUCAGAUAGCGGGCACUUCCACCACCUGGGACCUGCCCAGCAGACCCAAACCCCCAACAGGAGCCCUGCUGUCGGAACAGGCAGGCGGGGGCAUCAAGGGCAGCACCAGCACGCCCCAACAAAUACUCCUGAGCUGGCUCUCUUCGGAGGAGUGGACCACACGGGAACUGUCACGUCACCUCAGAGAGGACCUCUGUCGGGAGGCGUCACUACAUUUGUGGCAUUGUAUGAUUAUGAGUCACGAACAGCGUCUGACCUGACCUUUAGGAAAGGCGACCGGCUGCAGAUUGUCAACAACACGAAAAAGUACAGCUUCAGAGAGGGGGAUUGGUGGCUCGCUCGCUCCCUGACGACUGGAGAGAGCGGUUAUAUACCCAGCAACUAUGUGGCUCCGUCUGACUCCAUCCAAGCAGAAGAGUGGUAUUUUGGGAAGAUCACUCGACGUGACUCGGAGAGGCUCCUUCUCAAUCUUCAGAACAGACGAGGAACUUUCUUGGUGAGGGAGAGCGAGACCACUAAAGGGGCAUAUUGCCUGUCAGUGCUGGAUUAUGAUAACACCAAAGGCCUGAAUGUUAAACAUUACAAGAUCAGGAAGCUGGAUAGCGGAGGUUUCUACAUCACCUCCCGCACCCAGUUCACCAGCCUACAGCAGCUAGUCUUCCACUAUCGUAAGCACUCUGAUGGGCUGUGCCAUGCUCUAACAGAUGUUUGUCCAGUGACCAAACCUCAGACACAGGGACUGGCCAGGGAUGCCUGGGAGAUUCCCAGAGAGUCUCUCCGCCUCGACGUCAAACUGGGACAGGGCUGCUUUGGAGAAGUCUGGAUGGGUACGUGGAAUGGUACAACACGAGUAGCCAUUAAAACUUUAAAACCUGGCACCAUGUCUCCAGAGGCCUUUCUUCAAGAAGCGCAGGUGAUGAAGAAGCUGAGGCAUGAAAAGCUGGUCCAGCUGUACGCUGUUGUGUCUGAGGAGCCCAUCUAUAUUGUGACGGAGUAUAUGAGCCAAGGCAGCUUACUGGACUUUCUUAAAGGGGAUGCUGGAAAGAUGCUUCGACUGCCUCAGCUGGUAGACAUGGCCGCUCAGAUUGCAGCAGGCAUGGCAUAUGUGGAGAGGAUGAACUAUGUCCACAGAGACCUGCGUGCUGCAAACAUCCUUGUAGGAGACAGCCUCGUGUGCAAGGUGGCUGACUUCGGUCUGGCAAGACUCAUUGAAGACAAUGAGUACACUGCAAGACAGGGAGCCAAGUUCCCAAUCAAAUGGACGGCACCAGAGGCAGCUCUGUACGGUCGUUUCACCAUCAAGUCAGAUGUCUGGUCCUUUGGUGUGCUGCUCACAGAGCUGGCAACUAAAGGCAGAGUUCCCUAUCCAGGUAUGGUUAACCGUGAAGUGCUAGACCAGGUGGAGCGUGGCUACAGGAUGCCUUGUCCAGCAGAGUGCCCGAGCUCCUUGCAUGAGCUCAUGCUUUCCUGCUGGAGGAAGGAUCCAGAAGAGAGGCCUACAUUUGAGUACCUGCAGGGCUUCCUAGAGGACUACUUCACCUCCACAGAACCCCAGUAUCAGCCUGGGGAGAACCUAUAGAACCAUACACUGAACUGAACCUGGGGAGGGGGGUGGGGGCCUCAGCACAGAAUGAUCUGCACUAACCGACCUCAGAGGAGCGCCUAUUUAAGGAUCUGAGCCUGUGAAACUCACCUGUGAGGAACUUGAGAUUCAUCUGUGGAAGUAAAACCGAGAUAGAAACCUGCAGAAGUCCCCUCAUGUGCCAUAACGGAACUGCUACAGAAGAACCCGGAGAACCUCCUUUCUGCAAGCACUCACUGUUUACUUAAGUUCUCUUGCAGAAAAGAGGCUGAGCUGUACAAGGUGAACUCUUGCGGGACUGACUGUGGCUCUGAUUGAAUCAAGUGACUAAACUUGCGGGUAAAUGUUUUGGAGAGGUGCGACUGAUGUGGGAGGAACCAAAUCAGGAUCUAUAGACGGAGCGAAAGGGAAAAGAAUAAACCUCCUGUCGAAGAGAGAAGGUCAGGGGAGGAUAUUUCAAUCAGGCAUGAGCUGUUUAGUGAAACCUCCCUCUUUCCCUCUUUUGUCGUGUCUCUACACCUUCGUCUGGUACCUUUUCCGCCCACAGAAGAGCACUGCCACUGUGGCUCAGGUGCCAAAGGAAAGUCUGUCUCUAAUGUUCUUUAUCUCCUUUUUGCCUCUCUUCCUCUAUUUCUGUCUGACUUUGAGCAUUUCUCUCCAGUUUUCUCAAGUGCUGCUGCUUCAAAGUGUCUCCAAAUAACUCAGCUCUGGAACUCUACUUUGCAUCUUUGUUUACUUGGACAGUACUUGUCCUGUGGUUUAAGGUUUUGUUUUGUGGCAGACAAAAGUAUCUGAUUCCACUUUAUUAUAAUUUUUAUUUCUGUGAUUUUUUUUUUUUCUUUUCUUAAUUUUUUUUUCUCAAUAAGCAGGAUAUUGAAGUUGCUAUCAUGGUAGUAAAUGUACUCAACAGGCAGGUUCUGUAACACUGAAAUUAGGUAACUUAAAUUAACAAUUGAGGAUUCACUCUCUUGUUUAAUCAUCCUUUAGUCAUCACCCUGUCCUUUUUCUAGCUGUAUUUCCUGACAUAUAAUGAACAGCCUGCUGGAUCUGACCUCUGAUUAAAAAUGACUUCGAUGCAGGUCGUGUCUGAAUCUUUUUGUUUUGCUUGACUUGAUUUAACUGGAAAGUUGCAUUGAACUGAUGAGCACUGUUGCAGUGGCACUAAAGGCCACCUUCAGUAAAUCUCAGAAGCAUAAAUGGGGAUAAAGUUUCAUCAAAUGUUUGUGACCUACUAAGAGGCUGGUAAAUAUCCAAGUCAGAGUGGGGGAAAAGCCAGAGUGUAAAAGCCUCAUUAAGUCUGUGCCAAACAAAUCACAUUUCUUUACUGCUAUCCAUGUAUAUACUGUUUUAUUAUCAACGGGGCUUCCCUGGGUUUUUAGUUGUUCCAUACGCAACAAUUUUCUUAAAUUAAAACUCCCUAAAUCUCCAUACUAGUAUGUAAACACAACAGAUAACAGCUCACGAAGACAAAAGGUUUUUAUUAAUUUCACAUCUGUUGUCCCUAUGAAAUAUGCAACCAGGCAGCCCUAAUGAAACUGUAAAACUCUGAUCAGGUAACCCUAAUAAAACUGUGUUUAUGACUUAAAUAUAAGAGUUGAUUUUGAAGCCAGUUAGCAUGUUUUUUUGUGCCGUUCUUCUCUUGACCAUUGGCUGGGUUCGUAUUUAUGCUGUACUUUACAUCAACGUGUAUGUUUACUUCAGGUUCAGGACAGGCACGUCCUGAGAUCAUAUACAGAUGUGUGAAAAACGUGCCAUGAAAAAAAAAAAAAAACAUUUUUUUUUCCUCAUUUUUAAUGUACAUCUUAACCACUGCAGCCAGUUUUCACUGGCAUAUUGUACAUACUGUAGCUCUACCAUGUACGCCACUUUCAAAUGGCACGUUUAUGUUGGCUAUCACACAUUUCACAGUGAUUUGUUUCAUAAAGUAGCCAAUAGAACAGCAAGUGUAAAGUUGGAGGUUGUUGCCAACAAAAAGUACAAUGCCACUUAUCAAACUAGGAGACAUACAGCAAUAAAAGAUGGUAGUCUGCACCCAUGGACAUAGUGAAAUUAUUAUCCAGUGACAGUUAAUGAUUAUGACGAAUACUCUGAAACCCCAAUGAAAGGGAAGUUUGGGUUGUGAUGUGAUGUGAUGGUAUGACAUGACAUGACAAAUGAGGUCAAAGAUGUAAAUAUCCUAAAUGACUGUGACUAUCAUGUAAUUUGUUUUUGUAGUUUCUUUCAUUGCACCUCCAUGCUGAGGUUUUUACAGUGACACGCCUGCUCCCAAAAUAUUAAUCAGAUGCUACUGUGAAUGGAGUUUAAGGAAUGUUUCCUUUUUUUAGUCAUGUUCUGCUUGAAACCUCUAUCUGCAAAAGACAAUUCAGAAUUGGGCUUUUUUUAAUUUUAUAUAUAGAAAAAAUAUUUCCCAGAACUUUAGUGUUCCUCUUUUAGAAAGGGUAAAUCCCAGAUUGUUGUGACACACUGAACCGCCUGCAAAGCCACUGGGACAAUGUCACUGGGCACAUGACAAGUAUGAGUAACGCCAAGGUCUGAUUGGAUUUUCUGUGCCAUAUUUAAUAAAUGUCUCAGUCUUUUUUUUUUUUUUUUAUUACGUUUUUUUUUUUUUUUUUAUAAAUCUAUGCAGUUUCAGUCUGAAAUUCCUGCAACUUUAUGGCCAUUUUGUUCUAAAAACAAACUAUGAUCAUAAACAGAAGGUGUGAGCAUUUUGUAAGGACUUUUGUCUUUUUUUUUGUUUUGUUUUGUUCCAAUGUAACAGGAUUGAAAUAGGUAUUGUGCCACUUUAUGUUGA
Archocentrus centrarchus (flier cichlid) is the source of this 5094-nucleotide messenger RNA. RefSeq names its product proto-oncogene tyrosine-protein kinase Src-like. Lineage: Eukaryota; Metazoa; Chordata; Actinopteri; Cichliformes; Cichlidae. Bases 648 to 2300 code for a protein of 550 amino acids. Gene Ontology annotation, biological process: protein phosphorylation. Gene Ontology annotation, molecular function: protein tyrosine kinase activity; protein binding; ATP binding. The transcript has 13 exons. The record is from RefSeq and is a predicted model, not a curated record.